Molecule: messenger RNA, 8413 nt
Organism: Coregonus sp. 'balchen'
Lineage: Eukaryota; Metazoa; Chordata; Actinopteri; Salmoniformes; Salmonidae
Source: the annotation of a GenBank genome assembly
CAUGCGGGUAGCAAAGGAACUGUGAGAAGGAGAUAAUCACACUACAAGACUUGCUCAUCCUCAGUUUUACCUGUGACAUCCUCGCAAUGACAAGCCGGCGCAGCAAAGGGGCCACUUAAGAGGAAUUUACGGAUAUCAUUACAGCUAGGGUACUAUAUAAAAUUAGUGAGAGUAUCUAUUGGGGAUAUUCGUUGGUACCGACUUGGACUAACUUUGGAUACCUGGACAGUGACUAUCGGAGAAUAUCUAUCUAUUCAUCGCUUUCGCUUACACAUUGCAUGAAACUAAGAGUGAAGCACCAUGAGUCGGAAAACUAGACGUUGGAUUUUUCGGGUUUUGCUUUGCCUUGGGAUUGUCUAUUUGAAAAUCGGGUGAGUUUGAUUCUUAUUGGCAUGUUCAUUUAACAUAGUUAUGUUACUAAAUAUCAGAAUAGAAAACAUAAGAGUGUAGCCUAAAACAGAAAGUUUUGGAUGUCAUUUUGUUACACAGGCUACAUUUCUAUAAAUUAAACUGUCUUUCAAUUAUUCUUAUUAUUAAUCUAAGCUAUAUUCAUUGUUCAUUUGACAUUGUCCCGUGAACAAUGCAAGGUUUCUGAGAGUUUGUUUAAUUAUUCUGUUCCAAAAAGUCUAUCGAGUUUUUGGAAAAUCUGAGUUUUUACAAUUAGAGACAUUUAGAGACAAUUAGAGACCACCUGACAAAGUUUAUUCUGAUCUCUUGGCCUAUACAAAUCAAUAAAUUAAGCUUAUAAAUUAGGUUUCAGAUGGCUUCAACUUAGUCCUUUAUAUUUUGUAACACAGUUGUAGAUCCUUCAAAUACAGGUUCAUUGAGUUUAAGUGAAGGCAUGUCCUCACCACUUAAAUAUGUCUCGUAUUUCUACAACCCAGGUUUAAUAACCUCUAGAGACAAGGAAAACAUUAAGUCUGCGCUUUUAAAUUGUAUGAAUGUAAAACCCUAUUUCAUGUUAUAAACAUGUAAUAACGCUUUAAUAAACACCAUUUUAAUUGAAGUUUGAAAACCAUGUUGUCCAUAUAGCCAUGUCUGGCAGUCACUUUAAUUAAAUGUCUAACUCUUGUACCCUUACAGUGGCUUUUCAUCCGUGGUCGCGCUAGGUGCAAGUAUAAUCUGUAACAAGAUUCCCGGGUUGGCUCCCCGACAGCGGAUAAUCUGCCAGAGUCGCCCCGAUGCCAUUAUCGUCAUCGGAGAGGGAGCCCAAAUGGGGAUAAACGAGUGUCAGUUUCAAUUCAAAAAUGGGCGCUGGAACUGCUCUGCGCUUGGAGAGAGAACGGUCUUCGGAAAAGAGUUGAAAGUGGGUAUGUUGCAAAUCAAUUCAAGCUUGGUUAGAGUAUUUUUAAAUGUAAUUUCAUCACUGAAAAUGUCCCCAAUUGUAUAAUAUAUAUAGGCCUGUAGGUUAGCUUUCGAAUUGUGCGUCAAGAGCGCACUGUGGCGCAUGCAGCCAAAUGUCCCGUAUCCUUUUGAGAACCUGGCAUAGCCUAUCUAUUCAAAUGAGACUUGACACAAAUCGUUUGUUGCUUUUCUGAAUAUUAUCUACGGACUCAUCGGUGCUAAUAUAUUUCCCCCUUUUAAUGUCACCAGUGCGUAUAAAUUCCUGUAUUUAGGCUAUAUAUACUUGCAUUAUGUGUGCGUCGAUAACAUGGACAGACUUUAGAGAAAGGGUAUUGCGUGUCCAUUUGAGAGCAACAUUCUGUGGCAAUUACAAUAUGUUGACUGUGAGAUUUAAAAACGUUUCCCAUAGGCUAUACACUAGAAGUAUCGACAGGCAACUUACUUGUAACAGCAUACACAUUUCCACAAUAACCUAAAUUAUCAUGAUUAGGUUGAAGCUGUGUCAUUUACUUCCCAUCUCUAAAGUCUAAUACUGGUCUUACAAGAGAGAGCCAGAGUGAGAGAGAAAGAAGCGGAACUGAACAAGUCCAAAAGGUAUCAGAAGCCAGCACAGUAACAAAGCUCUUGUGAACAUUGACAGCCUGUCUUUUCAGCGCAGCAUAGUCUCCUGAGACACAUAUUCACUGGUCUUUAUCUUUCUCUAUCACUGGGUGCUGAGGCUCUCACAGUAAAGACGAGGGUCUUACCACGGGUAUAAGUUACAGUGGAUAGAAAGUACAGGGAAAUAAAGGCCUAAAAUACUGAACUGAACAUACACAGGGGAAUAAUGAAAGAAAGGAAAGGUUCAAAUGAAUUACUGAAGCUACCUUGUCAGGCAAUAGCAUUGAUGAAUGUAUUGGAUGUCUUUGGGGACACAGGGAUGGCCUACAGUAGAUGCAGGCUCAUGGCUGGUAACCUGGAGGCUGAACUUUUCUGCUUCAAAACUUUUCUAUGUUGUGCCUAUCAAACAUGCCCUAGAGUUGUCUGAAGGACUUCUUGGAGUACGCUCCUGUGCAUAAUAUUGCAUAAAGUCACAGUUACUCUGGAUAACAGAGCAGCUGAUGUUGAUCCCUAUGUGAUCAGAUAUUCAGCAGAUGGUGAAUCUGUGGCACCCACCAGAUUGUUGCAUAUUCAGGCUGCAACUAGAAUGUAGUCUAGGAUCAUAUCCUAACCUGGAUUUGGGCUCUUCAACAGAGUCGCACACAACAAAUGUAGCUAAUAGCAUUGUAAUAGAACACUUUUGGUGUUUAAACCAUCAAUGACAAGUAGCUACACUCUUAGAAAAAAGGGUUCCAAAAGGGUUAUUUGGCUGUCCCCAUAGGAUAACCCUUUUUGUUUCCAUGUAGAACCCUCUGUAGAAAGGGUUCUACAUGGAACCCAAAAGGGUUCUGCCUGGAACCAAAAGGGUUCAACUUGCAACCAAAAAGGGUUCUUCAGAGGGUUCUCCUAUGGGGACAGAUGAAGAACCCUUUAAUGUUCUAGAUAGCACCUUCUUUUCUAAGAGUGUAGACUACAGUAUAGCUUCUUGUCAGUUCCUGAUCUCUUAUUUCCCUUCAUACAAUGUAUUACUAUAAAUCCACAACUAGUGCAUUCAAUGGCAGUUCACAAUAUUAGUGGUUGUUUGGCACCAUGAAAAGCUCUUUGCUAUCUACAGCUGUUGGUGUGAAGGGCAUAAUCCUCUCCUGCUGUUCAAGUGAAAAUGGUGGUCUUUCACAAUAUGUUUUCUUCAUGAAUGAGUGGUUUAAGACAUUGAAGAGUUUGGCAUGGACAACCAUGCAAAAUAGAUUGGUUUCACUGAUCAGAUUAGUGGUUAGAAAUGAAUGCCAUUGUUGAUGUCUAGCGUGAGUGGGGUGGAGCUUGCAUGCUCUCACUUGUGGCCUAGGAAAGGCAGCCUAGGGUUUUUGUUUGCAGGGGUGCAAGGUGCAUCUAAUGUUUUUAGUAUUUCAGUAGUUUUUCAGUAGUAUUUUGUGCAUUGCAGAUCAACCAACAUACAUAUGCACAGUGAACACUAAAAUAACAUUUGGUGCAAUAAGAGUAUUCAUAUUCAACACUUCAAAGCAUUGCUUCCGUUGCUUUUAGGUCUUUCCACUCAGGUCUCAUGACAAAGUACUAAAUAAUUCCUACCAUUCUUUGUUUUGAACCAAUGAUCUAGGAACUCCUGGGGAAAAAUUUACAACGGAGCAGUCAGAACUGACUGACUUUGUGCUGGCACACCUUCUUUUUUGGCUCGGGGCCAAUCAAAUCUAUAAAAACGUCCACAUAAUUUAUGACUCAAUAUGAGGAUUUUUUUCAAUGGCAAGGGCACAGAUCCAAGAUGUCAAGAACAGGGCAGCAGCACCUAGUGAAUCUGGGUUCACCAGAAAGUACCGAGGAUGGUAUCAUGUUUGUUUUGCAGAAAUGUCAACUGGAGGAGUUUGUUUACAUAGAUAUGAUGGAUAUUGCAUCAGUAGUUUAUUGUUUAUAUAUACUGUAGCUACAUAACUGCAGAUGCAGAUAUUUCACUCUCUAUGCAUGCACACAGAGAAUUCAUGUUUGGUUAAUAAUAAGAUUGAUAACUGCGACCCAUUUGUUUGCAUCAGGAAAUAAUGUUAAACUAAACUAACUCAUUGGAAAAUUACACAAGUAUGCACUUGUACAUUAAAGCUUGGUAUUGGUAUGAGCCAGUUUCCUUGUUCCCUAUUUACUUGUAAUCUUGAGACCUUAAAAUACAUGUUAUGACUAAGAACUUUUUGCAAGAAGCUCUCUCUUUAAAUCAUGACAGGUUAACCUUAAAUUAUUUGCCGAUAAUUCGAACACCCCAGUGUGCGUAAAUUAUUUGUUAGUCGGACCUUGGGGAGAUAACCUCUGAAUCAAGAUCCUCCCUGCAAGAAUACACAGAGCGUACCAGGCUCUGAUCGGAUCAAUAGCUCUUCCUUCUCCACAGCCCUCUCAUUCAUACUGCUUUAUUGACUAGGAAGUUCACACCCAUUUUGGUUCAGGCAGGCCAGUUUCCAGAUUACUGUAGUCCUUGCGUGGUCGUGAGUGAGACUGACAAAGAGUUUGAUAUGAGUACUCACACUUAAUGGUUAAUCUGCUUUGAAGUUGCUAUUUUUCAACAUACAAUAUACAGUAUAUUUGAUAUACACCAUUUAGAUGGAAGUAUGUAAUGAACAUCCAGAUUCCCUCCCUUAUCCCUGUCCCAUUUAUCAAGUUGUGAAACAUACAGCUGUAGCACCAUAAAUAGAUUCAUUCUCCCUGAUAUCAGAUAUCUCCCAGAUAUCACACCAGUUUAUACAUUAAAAUGAUGAACUGCAAGUCAGUAAAAUGCUCAAGUUCCUCCUGUGUUCUCUCCUAGGCAGUAAAGAGGCUGCGUUCACCUACGCCAUCAUUGCGGCCGGAGUUGCCCACGCCAUCACUGCAGCCUGUACGCAGGGAAACCUGAGUGACUGCAGCUGUGACACGGAGAAGCAGGGUUUCUACAGUAAAGGCCAGGGCUGGAAGUGGGGCGGCUGUUCAGCAGAUAUCAGCUACGGCCUGGGCUUCUCCAAGGUGUUCGUUGACGCCAGGGAGGUCAAACAGAACGCCAGGUCUCUCAUGAACCUGCAUAACAACGAGGUGGGACGCAAGGUACGUGACCACGCCACUCCACUUCCUGUUUCUUUCUCCAAAGGGAAGGAUCUUACAGAUGUGCUAUCUUAAUUUGAACAGUUUCUCAAUGCAGGAAAAUAUUCCUGCAGCAGCAGGAAAUGUUCAUUAUUAUGUGGAUUUUAAUUAAUGGACAUUUUUGUAGGGGUUGAUACAUUUUCCGUUCAAGUCUGAAAUGUUUACAUGGAAAUUACAAACUUUAUAAGCCUUUUUAAAUCUCGAAUAUACUACAAGUUUGCAUUUCCUGCUGCGCAGGAAAAUUCUCUGUGACAACAGAGUGAUCAAAUUAAGAUAGCACAUCUGUAGAUGGAAGGCUCCAUGCAUUUUCAAACAGAAAUCCAGGUCUCUGAUGAACCUUCACAACAACGAGGUGGGAUGCAAGGUACAUGACUACGCCACUCCACUUCCUGUUUCUCUCUCCAUAGGGAAGGAUCUUAGAUGGAAGGCUGCAUGUAUUUUCCAUGGUAAAAAUGUCAUCCCAGCUAACCUAAACUGGAUCCCGGAAUAUUUCAUUAGGUGAUGUAGGACCAUUCUCCAAAAACGUUUCAAUACAACAAAAUCUGACGGUAGUUCACUCCAAAAACCUUUUUUUUUUUGUGGUAUGAAAACAUUGGACAAACAGAGAUUUUUUGGAUCAAUCUCAUUAAUCUUAUAAUGUCUUUACUGUAAUCAGGAGAUAGUUCCUUGAAGAUAAAGAUGUGCUGUAGUUUACCCAAACAGGUACAGAGAAGACUUGAAAGUAAAGACCGAAUCUAAAUCUGAGACCGAAGUGUUGGUUAACAACAUGGCCUUCCGAAUGUAGGCUAGGCCUCAGUAACCAUGGCUGUUGUGAUUUAGUAGUCUCCACCAUGCUCAGGAGCGGGUGGACCUUGCCAAGGAUCUAGGCAUUGGGGCCAAGAUUAAACAGGCAGUGAAAUAAAUGGAAGCUUUUAGGGGGGAAGAGCAGUUUAAGUGGCAGGGUUUAAUUAGGAACCCAGAUCUCUGGGCUGAAAACAGAUUGACACUGUACAAAAAGGCAUUAGCCUACUCCCUUUUGGGAGAGGAUACAAUUACUUCAUGUUUAUCGCAAUACCUAAAUUCCUUGGUUUGUCUGAUAUUGCAGAGCCAAGUGCUUAUCGUGUGUGAUAGUCUUGUGCCACAGGUUUCUAUGUGGUACUUAUUGUCCAUAACCUCUCCUAACAUCGUAGAAUCAUAUCUAAUGUAUCACCAUGUCUCUUGGGAGCGGUUACCUGCCUAACGAAGACUUUACAGCAACUUGUGUGAGUCACCUGCUGUUUUGUAUGGCUUGUAGUCUGUCAAUGACUAACACUGUGGAAAAUCCCUAGAAACAACCAAGAGGGAUCAGGGACUAGGGACUGUUCACAUUCUCAGAUCAAGGCUCCUGUGCAUCCAUGGCUGCAGCAAAUAAUAGAUCAGCCCUGAGACUCCAGCAAGUCUGGAAGUCAAAGAAGAAGCGGAAUAAUUGUGCCAAACAACUUGGGCGAGGCUCCUUAGCAGUACACUGGAGUUAGUGAAGAGGAAAGAAGCACCUCUCCCUCCAGAGUCAAGCCUUACCCCUCUCUCUCUCUCUUCUUUCUGUGCCACAGAUGCCUGAUUCAAACCACCAACACGUACCCAGACAGACUGAAAAGCCUUCACUCACACAUUGUGCUCAACAGCUCACUGUUGCCUUUCUGUGUGGGGCCUGAAUUCAUCCCCGCUUAUCUAGACAGCUAAAUUGCCUCUCACAGUGAAACGGGCUACACUCGUGGAUUCAGAUCAGUUGGGCUUUUUCUUUUUCCUUCUCCUUGGUAAUAAAUGGCCUCUCUGUUUUGAUAGUUAUCCCCCCUCCUUUAUUUAUGCUAAUCAAAGCAUUGACACUGAGCAGGAGCGCGGUUCACAGCCCCCAGGUCCAAUACGACCAGACAAAGCCUGUCACAAGUGUUGGUCACAGGGCUACUGAUGGAUUAGGAGCUGGGAAGCCAAGUGUUGUCUGGUAUACCACAGAGGGCUAACCGCAAAGACCGUUGUUUCUCCGCACUUUCAUGCAUUUGUAUGCAUUCCCAGUACAAGGCACUAAAAUACGAUCUGUUUUAUUGAUUCUAGAAUUUGUGGACAUGGAAAAUCAAUAUGUAUUGUUCUUAUACAACAUAAUUAAAGGUUUUUCACUAGUCAUUGAUUGCAGGAACUCUCCAAAUCUCUACCUAUCCUAUUAUGGAGAUAGUAGAAUUCCAAACAAACUCCCCAUACAAUUUAGUUCAAGGAAUUGGGACAGUAGUGUAGCUAUAGUGUUGCCUGUGCCUUUUCAGGUAUGAGAUAGCAGACACUUGUAAUAGUCAUCGGAGCAGGCUUUAACAGUAAUCCACAUCAUUCAGCAGCUUGUGCAGUCACUCCUACACACAAGGAGACUGUAACCUGAUCCAGAAUUAUGGCUUCUGUGUACAGUCUGUGUAAAGCUACUGUUUUCUAAAGGAAUGUUGUAUUCACAAGUAGCUAGUUGCUAAUCUAAUGCUGCACUGUGCACACAAUGAUACCCAAUUCCUUGACUUUUACAUACAUGAGUGUCAGAGUGUGUCACUGUGCUAUGUUGCUGUUUUCAGCAAUCAAACUAUGUAGGCCUGUAAUUUACUUCAACAUCCACUGACUCUUGGGCCUAUACAGAAUGUUUAGAUUUCAGAGGAUCAUGUUAUUAUGACAAUAAACAUGUGGAACCCUUGGGGCCAUUAUCGUGCAGUAUAAGUGCAUUAUAUACAUAUUAGGAUGGUAUGUUUGCAGAUGCUUUUCUUUUUCAGUGACUUACUUUUAUAAAUAGUAAUAGAACCUUCAGCAGAUGGUUUGCAAGGCCUGUAAAGGUAACCUCUUUCCUGGUUGUUUGUGUGUCUAGAUCCUGGAGAAGAACAUGCAUCUGGAAUGCAAGUGUCACGGUGUUUCGGGCUCCUGCACCACUAAAACCUGCUGGACUAAACUUCCCAAGUUCCGCGAGCUCGGCUACAUUCUCAAAGAGAAGUAUGCCCAUGCUGUGCACGUGGAACCGGUCAAAGCCAGCCGCAACAAGCGGCCCAAAUUCCUCAAGAUCAAGAAGCCCUACUCCUACCGGAAGCCCAUGGACACAGACCUUGUGUUCAUCGAGAAGUCCCCUAACUACUGCGAGGCGGACCCGGUGACAGGCAGUAUGGGGACGCAGGGCCGGAUGUGUAAUAAGACUGUUACGCAGCAGAUCAGUGGCUGUGACCUGAUGUGCUGCGGACGGGGGUACAACACACACCAGUACUCCCGCGUGUGGCAGUGCAACUGCAAGUUCCUGUGGUGCUGCUACGUCAAAUGCAACACCUGCAGCGAGAGGACAGAGGUGUACACCUGCAAAUGACAGUAUUUAUUGGACCGUUGGAUGUGUGUGUGUGUGUGUGUGUGUGUGUGUGUGUGUGUG